Messenger RNA from Ylistrum balloti, 2652 nucleotides. Its product is annotated as E3 ubiquitin-protein ligase RNF38-like. The transcript has 7 exons. Bases 198 to 1187 code for a protein of 329 amino acids. Lineage: Eukaryota; Metazoa; Mollusca; Bivalvia; Pectinida; Pectinidae. The record is from RefSeq and is a predicted model, not a curated record. Gene Ontology annotation, molecular function: zinc ion binding.
CAUUCUCUGUCGUUUCUGCUCCACUUCAAUGUAGACGUGGUUUUGAACAUUACUACAUAAACAAAAAAGAGUAUCAAAGAUUUUCCCAGCAUAUACAUGUAGACCCCUACCAUCUUGUCAAUGUCGGAAUCUUCAAAGGAAACAUGAGAUGUGUGUUUUGAGUUCCAUCUUUGUGAAAUAUUCACAUAUGAGUGACAAUGGCUACAGAUGCAGAAAUCGCCCGAAAACUCCAACUAGAAGAGUUCCAGCAAGGGGACAGUACUGAUCCAGAUGCACAGUUGGCAUGGCAAUUGCAACAAAGUGAAGUUUCUGAAGUGGAUGAAUUGGACUCUGGAUCUCUACGCCUCGACCAGCUUUCACCAGAACCUGUGUCACAGUCUUCGGACACAAUAGGCUAUGAUCACCCAGUAUUAGAUGUUUUGAGUCCCGAUUGCGGACGAGUUGAGAUUGAAUUUGAGCAAGCUUCUGCUCAGAGUGUACCCCAUGUGAAUAUGUAUAGUGUACAGGAUGAUGAGAGAUUUGCAUUUCAACUGGAUGAACAGCUAAAACUUUCUCAGGAACAGGAGGAUGCCGUUUUGGCACAGAAACUUUUUGAAGAAGAGGAAAACCAUCACUCACUGAGUAGGGUCACACGACCCCCUACAUUACCCCGCAGGGAACCACCUCAGAGAAACCGACCCCCAAGACAUUUCCUGUUAAAUCCUGUACAUGGAAGACAUCAGCUGUUUGACCCUACCUUCAGUCCAUCUGAAUCUGAUAUACCAUUAAACAUUCGUGGCCAUCAUCACCAUCAUCUACCAAGACCUGAUCUACAACGGUCAACAUUUGGUGUUAUGAUGAGAAACAAUAUAUUUCCAAGGAAUAUGCUGCCGCCAGAAGACGUAGAUUUAAAUGACUAUGAGGCACUCUGGGAGCUAGCAGAACAAAUUGGUGAUGUCAAAGGUAAUGGAGUGACACAGGAAGUGAUCGAUGAUCUCCCCUCUCAUGCAUUCAAGAAAGACAUGCAUGGAGCUACGUCUCAGAAAACUGAUCAUGAGUGUCGCAUAUGUCUGUCCACAUUCAGUGAAGGAGAGGCUGUCAAAACUUUACCAUGUCUGCACAUGUAUCACCAAUCCUGUAUAGAUAACUGGUUAAAGAGAAAAGGAGACUGUCCCAUUUGCAGGGAACAUGUGAAAAGAGAGUCCUGAAUGUGAUUUAUUACAUGUCUCAAUUUCUUCUUCAUCAUCGUCAACCCAGUCAUGGUACAGUGCAGCUCAAGAUGUCAUCUUCAUGAUCAGUUAUAUCAUGGUGCGAUAUUACCACAGAAGUUCAAAACUUCAUACUCUUCAGAGAAUACAACCAGAGACGUGAUUCACUAAGAUUUCUGAGGACUUUGUUAUAGAUUAUAAGCCUUUAGUAUGAUGUCCGCCCAUCCUGAUCUGUUAUAUUAAUUGUAUGAAUUAACAUUAUCCAUCAUCAAAUGGAAUGUUAAGCAUGAGCCAAGCAACUAAACUAAGCAAAUGGUCUGUUUAUAUAGAUAAGACCUGAUUGCUGUUACUGAUGAUUAAUAAUUGUAUACUGUGUUUAUGGCAUUGUCUUUUUUGUGGGUCUAAUAUGUCUUAGAUGACACAUGUUUUACCAAGAAUCCAAAAUAUUCAAAGAUACAUUUUGUGUAUGAUUUUUGACUGAUGUCAUGUUGAUUUGUAGAAAAAUGUUUUAUGAUAUAUUCACCUGAUGUCAUAUUUGAGUAUGGAACAUGGUUGACAUGGUUUUAUUGUUAGAAUUGGUAAAGGGUCAGAUAAACAUAAAGUUAUGUAUAACAGCUUUAGGACAAUCAAUCAGAGUUCUACAAAUGAUUUUUAAUCUGGUCACUUUCAAGAGAUUUAUGUCAUAAAGAUUGCUCUUAUGUUUGUUUAAAUAUAUGACCUUGACCUGAAAGUUUCAAGAAGCCAUAGUUCAAAUUUUCAUUUGAAAUUAUUUGAUAUAAUUCAUUGAAUUUAUAUGAAAGUCAAAAUUUAAACAAAACAAAGAAAACUGGCUGAAGUAUGAAUUCAUGUCAAUGAGAUUAAUAAGCAUAAAAAAUAGCAAUAACCGUAUGUCUGUGGCAGUAAGCCCAUGUCUGGUGAUAAGCCCAUCUAUAUAUAUUGCUUUCAGUAGAACCAUAAAUCAAUCUUAUUGUCCUGUGAUAAGUCCAUCUUCUGAAUAUCAGUGAAAAGUGAUGUGUUGACCUCCUGGGGUCCUGUAAUAUGCCCAUCCCCAGAUUUUGAGUAAAAAGUUGUGUUAGACCCCAGGGCUUAUCAUAUAUUUAGAAAUAAUAGCGUAAUUGACAAAAGUGAAUAAAGAGUAAAAACCUCUGUCAUUGAUGAUCUAAUAUGCUGUUAUUUACAACACCUCAUCCUUAUGUGACAAGCCUGUGUAACAACAUUUACCCAAUCAGAUCUGUGUAAAUUGUUGAUCAGUUUUUAACCAUGCCAGAUGAAAUGCUGUUUACAAAAUAUAGCAAACACGGUCCGAUCAAACAGUUUAGUUCUGUGAUAAAUGGUGGUGACAUUAGAUAACUGCACUUUACAUGUGAUGUUGUCCUGUAUAUUAGGAGCUUUGCUGAAGUUGACCUUCAAUUAGUAAUCUUUGAGUUUGUUUCAUGUGAAGAUAUGCUGUAAAAUCUGUUUUUUU